CUCCCCCAACUUCACCAACUUCUCACACUCACCAAUCGAGCAGCCAUGCUUUCAUCUCUCGCCACGACUCUCACGGCGGAUUGGUUUGACCCUGACCGAAGAUGUCGGCGUUAAAAUGAUACCGUACCAGUCCGGCAUGUCAUGAGUCCAGUACGGAACUCUCUCAUCGCCUACGGGGGCGUUCGCGGAUGAGACUUGUAGCCAUGUCUUGCUCUCUUUUCGACUUUGUCAACCUGCCAUCAUCCUGACCUUCCAUGUUCCCGCCAAGUCUUUGGUGAGGCUGUGCGUAUUGUUACUGAGCAGGUAAGGCAAACCAGCCCAGUGAUUGUCUUUCCACGUCUUUCACGCCCCUAGAGCACCACUCACAGACAGCCGUCACCCUCUCCCCUGUCACCUCCCAUCUGAGCAUCGCCAUAGCCAUAGCCCUACGCACAACCGAUCGGACGGACAUGCUUAGGCUCGGCAUGGCUCAUCAUACCGGCACCAUCACCAAACCUAUGUAAAAGGUCGCCAGUCUUCAGACAAUACUUCUCAUUGAACACAUCGUUCUUUGAGACCUCCUCCACAGCUCGCUUUGACUUAUCAAGUAAAGUCAGGCUGCCCGUUGACCGGAUCCCUUCUUGCAUCGGCAGGUCCGUCUUGUACCACCUUAUUCGACAAGCAGCGAACCAGGAAGAGUGGCUCGACACAUCGACCUUCCUCUUUGACACAGACCACAUCCAAUCUUCAGUACGCCCACUCGAACGCCUACUGCUUUCGACCAACUGUACAGGACAUCGUACCUUACCAGAUUCGGACACAACCGUGGCGUCGAGCUGCCUCUGGCUACUGCAACCAUUUCCACCCUACACAAGCUGAACACCAAGGCCCAGGCCUAUUCGUCACUUGAUUGAUCAAACCCACUGAACUCGGUGCGGCCCUUCGAUAGUCGUGAACAUGGUAUUCUGCGGGAAGCCGAGCAAAGGGUGCUCUGUGUGCCGAAAACGUAAGAUUCGGUGCGAUCAGAGAGUACCGGGCUGUGGCCAGUGUCAGAAGCGAAAAGAGGAGUGCCCUGGGUACAGAAACCUUGUCGAUCUAAUGUUCCGAGAUGAGAGUGACCAUGUUCGGAACAAAGCCGAGGAAAAGGCUCGAAGACGGCGUCGUCUCUCUGUCAAGACGCCCAGUUCUCCCAGUGACCCGAGAUGUUCAAUAACACCAGAACGCCGACAAACAACACCCUCGUUACUCGUUCCAAGUCCCAAGAGGCCCACGAGCUCGACACCUGAAGCUACUUGGUCGGACGAUGACGACAGUAUACCGAUGUCGCCCGAUUCGGGAAGCUGGCCAGUUACCCCGCCAGUUGCCCUCUUGUAUGACCUUCCCCCAAGUUGUCAACAGCAAGGCAUUGCCUAUUUCUUCUCACGAUAUGUGUCUGUCGAAGAGACGACAUGUCACCACAACUUCAGUUUCGUCUUUGACAUAUGGAAGCCCACAUCGGUGGCCCACGACCGGCAUGUUGACGGCGUCCUUGCCAGUAUGACUGCCGUGGGAUUGGUUGGUCUCGCAGGCGUCACCCGCUCGCCAGAUAUGAUGGAAGCCGCUUGGAAAUCUUACGGGACCGCUCUUCGAUUAACAAAUCACGCUCUGGAAACACCUCUCGAAGCUGUCAAAGACACUACGAUGCUCUCGGUGCUUAUUCUUGGCCUUUUUGAGCUGAUAGCCGAGCAUCCAUCCCACAUGCGGACUGUUGAAGCUUUCCAAGAACACGUUAACGGCGCAGUAGCUCUUGCAAAACUUCGAGGGCCUGCGCAGUUUGAAACGAAAGGAGGAGUCAAAAUGUUCUCGAUGCUUUGCCAACGGGUUGUGUUGAGCUGUUUGCAGUCGAGAGAGCCCAUGCCAAUGCCGCAACCACUGAUUGACUUGUGGCAUGCAAUGCCUCAACCAAUCCAACUGAAGGGCUUCGGAUGCCUUACGCUCUCGGCGCUACCACUCAUGCACAACUUCUUGCAAGUGCGUGUCGACAUCCUGAAUGGGGUCCUGGUAGACUCAGAUAACAUCCUAGCGCAUCUUUUCAGCAUUGACGAGCGAUUCGAACAACUGUCGGCCCAAUUCUCUCCAGAUCUACCGUACAAAACCUUCCGACUGACGAGACACCAUCCAGCGGUGCUGAAUGGAGUCUGCAUUGUCUACUCCACACUAUGGGAUACUACGCUGUGGAACAGUCUCCGUAUGCUCAGGAUGGUUUUGUUGGAGACGAUCAUCUGUGAGAUCCAACAGCUUUCACGGAGACUCUGCCUCAAGCCAACAUCCGGCCCUUAUGCAGACCAGUUCAAAGGCGCAAAGCGCAAAUUGAUGGAAAUCCUGGAGGCGAUAUGCGGCAGUGUGCCCCAAUUGCUUGGACUCGUGGAUCCCGCAGACGGCAGUGUCGACAAUUCAUGUUCAACGCCAAUAUCGAGUGUUGAAGUCCGCGAAACCCCCAGCCCACCAACAUCCCCAUCAGCCCGGUCAUCCGAUUCCGGCGGCAGCAGCCAGAGUCCCAUGGAUCCGGCUAGGGCUCGAUGCGCGAGCCUCACCAUCCUUCAUCCGGUAACACCCGCUUCAACAGACGCAGAAGAGGAGGCUAGCCGCUUCGUGCUUUUAGUAUCAGCGACGAGCCCGGUGGUUUGGCCCUUGUACAUGGUCGGGAUGUCAUCGGUAUGUAACGGGCAGGUGAAGAGCUACGUUGUGGGCAGGCUACGCACACUUUAUAUGGAGACGGGUGUCAAGCAAGCAGAUGCCGUGGCCAACCUGCUUGAAGAACAUGAGAUCGCCGAUGGGGAGGAGGAUAGAAAUGAGAAUAGGGCAGAAGAACAUGCGCAAUGGUUGCCAGGACUAGGACUAGGACGGGAUUGGAUGAGUGCGGGUGGAAUGGAGGAAACACCGCUUUAUUUGAGGGUGGUGCAGCAACCACAUGAGCUGUUCCAUGCUGGUGGGCCGAUGAUGAUGGAGGAUGGGAAAGGAAUGAUUGAUCCCCAGCUGAUCUAACAUUAGGAGAUUUGCAAACUUAAAUGCAAAGGUACAGCACGAAAUGAAGAAGCCAAGUAUAUAGCGAUCCAAUACUAGUCUGGUUGUUAGCUCGAG
Molecule: messenger RNA, 3099 nt
Organism: Neurospora crassa OR74A
Lineage: Eukaryota; Fungi; Ascomycota; Sordariomycetes; Sordariales; Sordariaceae
Exons: 2
Coding region: 937-3003 (688 amino acids)
Biological process (GO): regulation of DNA-templated transcription
Molecular function (GO): zinc ion binding; DNA-binding transcription factor activity, RNA polymerase II-specific
Source: RefSeq, a predicted model, not a curated record